This is a messenger RNA of Solanum dulcamara, 1251 nucleotides long. RefSeq lists its product as uncharacterized. Bases 1 to 792 code for a protein of 263 amino acids. Lineage: Eukaryota; Viridiplantae; Streptophyta; Magnoliopsida; Solanales; Solanaceae. The transcript has 4 exons. The record is from RefSeq and is a predicted model, not a curated record.
AUGAAAAUUGACAUUAGGGCAAAGAAAAAUGGUCCAAGAAAUGUGCCUCAAUUUGGAGCAUGGGAUAACAAUGUUAGAGAUGGAGGAAAUGGUGGUUAUACCGUGGAGUUCUCAAAAGCUCGUGCCAACAAACAACAUCAGCCUAAAAAUGGAUUAGAUGCACGUCACGAGUUGAAAAACGAUAAGGAAUUUCAGCAUCAACAGCAAAAAAAUGGUACAGACGCACAUCACGGAUUGAAAAACAACGAUAAGAAAAUUCAACAUCAUCAGCAAAAACAUGGUUUAGACGCACAUCACGGAUUGAAAAACAAUAAGGAAUCUCCGCAUCAACAGCAAAAAAAUAGUUUAGACGCACGUCACGGAAUGAAAAACGAUAAGAAAUCUCUGCAUCAACAACAAAAAAAUGAUUUAGGCACACGUCAUGGGUUGAAAAAUAAUCAAGAAUUUCACCAUCAUCAGCAUAAAAAUGGUGUAGGCGCACAUCACGGGUUGACAAAUGAUCUGGAAUUUCCUGGCAAGAAACAAGAUGACCCUAGCAAUAUGAAAAAUGGAUACAGGUCUGUACCUCAAUUUGGAAUGUGGGAUCAACAAGCAGCUGGAGGUGGUGCAGCUAGUUACACAGUAGAGUUUUCGAAGGCUCGUGUUAACAGGAAACAACACAAAAAUAAUGAUCUUUUAGCACGACCACCUAGCAUCGAUCACGAGCAGGAAGCUCUUAGGAAGCAGCACGAGGAUUCUUGCAUGAGGAAAAAGAAUAUGUUGACAUACCUCAAUUGUUGCAUUAGGCCUUGAUCAUUUCCAAAUGUCCAAGUGAGGCCUCCUUUUGUAAUAGUCUUGAAAGUGGCUAUAUUAUGCAAAUUAACCAUACACUUCUUGCUUUCUUUAGCAAAUGAAAAAAAAAAAUCAGGAAAAAUCUCUAAAUUAUAUAGAUCUAUGUAUUGUAUUAUUAUUUCUGGAAUCUAUUAAUAAUUUUGCUGAAAAAAAUAGUUUUAUUUACUUGAGUCGAGGAUCUAUCUGAAACAUCUCUACAUUCACAAAGUAGGAUAAGAUUGUGUUCACAAAAUAGGAUAAGAUUGUGUACACGUUACCUUCCUCAAACCCACAUAUAGAAUUACAGUGGGUAUGUUGUUGUAGUAAAAACUGAAUCUUAUUAUUCUGUUGUUUAAUGCAGUUAUACACCAUAUGUUAUUAUUAUUUUUUCUACUAGGAGUAUUUGUUAUUUAUAUAAAAGAAAAGGAAAUCAAAUAUGUU